AUGACUGGUAAAGUUGUUCAUAGAUUUACCAGAGAAGAUGAUGAAAUUAUACUCAAAUAUUAUGCUAAGUAUCCUAAUGAUAAGGAGAGGGCGUUGAACUCUAUUUUACGCAUAAUUGGAGAAAAUCAUAAACCAAGAUCAAUUGAAGAAAGAUACAAAGGUUUUUUAAGCAAAGAUAUGUCACCGUUUACACCUGAAGAAGAUCAAACAAUACUCGAAGUACAUAAAACCUAUAAAAAUAAGUGGUGUUUUAUAGCAAAGUUUUUAAGUAAAAACAGAUCAGGAGAUCAGGUAAAGAUUCGGUAUUUCCAGUUGGUACGAGAAAAAAUGAAAAAAGCAAAGAAGACUAAAAAGCAACCACCUCCAAAGAAAGAAAAGCCUCCCGUAUUUGAAUUUCCAAGGGUCCCCCGUAUUGAGGAUCUUAUGGUACAUCAUCCACAAAAUCAAGAUCCAUCCUCAAGGACUAUAUAA
Molecule: messenger RNA, 471 nt
Organism: Trichomonas vaginalis G3
Lineage: Eukaryota; Parabasalia; Trichomonadida; Trichomonadidae
Product: MYB protein-related family
Exons: 1
Coding region: 1-471 (156 amino acids)
Biological process (GO): regulation of DNA-templated transcription
Cellular component (GO): nucleus
Molecular function (GO): RNA polymerase II cis-regulatory region sequence-specific DNA binding; DNA-binding transcription factor activity, RNA polymerase II-specific
Source: RefSeq, a predicted model, not a curated record